Molecule: messenger RNA, 2592 nt
Organism: Ictalurus furcatus (blue catfish)
Lineage: Eukaryota; Metazoa; Chordata; Actinopteri; Siluriformes; Ictaluridae
Product: tubby-related protein 1-like
Exons: 12
Coding region: 320-1846 (508 amino acids)
Biological process (GO): protein localization to cilium
Cellular component (GO): cilium
Molecular function (GO): actin filament binding
Source: RefSeq, a predicted model, not a curated record
UUAGAUUAGUUUAUAUCAGUAAGACAUUCAAUGGAUAUUGUGAUGUCGACAUUAAAAAAUAUCCUAAAAUACAAACAUCACAUCUCGCCUGCAAAUAUAGUCAUUUAGAAAUAAUUAUUUUUUUUAUGAGUGCUUGUUUAUGUUUCUUUGCUGCAUUUGCUUUUUCUUAAAUGGUAAGUUCUAAACUUUAUUCAUUCAUUUAUAUAUAUAUUGCCACAUAAAUGUCGGUACUGUAAAUCCUUCCUUCCUUCCUUUAUUUAUUCAUUCAUAUGUGUCCUGCAGUGACCCAUUAAGUUGUUUUUACUGUCCGUUAGCAUACAUGCAUCAGAAGCCGAAAAAGAAGAAAGCUGAGUCUAUUCCCGCAGAGAGCAAUGGGACAGAUACUAAAUCCAAAAAAAGCAAGAGUAAGAAAAAUGGAGACCUGUCAACAGAUAGCAGCCCUGCCACUCAAAAAAAUGGUGAAAAAGUGAAGAAAAAGAAAACUGAAAAGGAAAGAGAAAAUGAAUCCCCACAGAAGGAAAAGGCUGAGCCCAAAAAGAAAGCCAAAAGUGCCCCGAAGAAGAAGAAAAGUUCGACUGAUGAUGAAGGUAAUAGUGAUGAUGAAGAAGUGGCAGCACCCCAGAAGAAAACAAAAUCAAAGUCUUCGAAGGACGGUUCUGAUGGCAAAGAAAAAGACAAGGACAAGAAAUCUAAACCUAAAGAGGAAAAAGAAGACAAAGACAAUAAAGGAAAGUCUAAGACCAAAAAGAAGGAGCCGGCCUCUAUGUUCCAGAUAAAUGGAGACAAACCUACCACUAAGGGUAGAAAGAAAGCUGCCAAAUCAGACAGUGAAGAGGUGAGUGAGCCAGAAAGCAAAACAAGCAAGAGCAAGAAAAAGAGCAGUUCGAACCCAGGCUCCAUGUUCCAGGCCGAUGGAGAAAAGGAUAAAGACAAGGCCAGGGACAAAAAGUCUAAAAAGUCCAAAAGUCUGGCAAAAGCAGAAGAGAGUGAUGAAUCAGAGUCUGAGGUGACACACAAGAAGAAAAAGGGAAAAGGAAAAAAGGGGAAAAAGGAGGAACGAGCCCCUUCCCCAGUUAUUGAGUUUGAUGACCUGGAAGAGUUUGUGGUUCAGCCGGCAGAACAGGGCAUCACAGUGAAAUGUAAAGUGACCCGGGACAAAAGAGGAAUGGACCGGGGUCUUUAUCCCACUUACUACCUUCAUCUAGACAAUGAAAAGAAGGUCUUUUUGCUGGCUGGGCGGAAACGCAAAAAGAGCACAACCUCCAACUACUUGAUCUCAAUUGACCCCACUGACCUUUCAAGGGGGGGUGAAAACUACAUAGGGAAAUUAAGGUCCAAUCUGAUGGGCACUAAAUUCACAGUAUUUGAUAAUGCACUUCAUCCUGACCGAGCACUUCCUGAUAUGUCAAAUGCAAGACAGGAACUAGCAGCCAUUAUUUAUGAGACCAAUGUGCUGGGAAUGAAGGGUCCAAGACGAAUGACUGUCAUUAUCCCUGGCAUGGACAAAGAUGGAGAGCGAGUACCCUUUCGCCCACGCAGUGAAAAUGACGGCCUCCUGAUUCGACACCAAAACAGGAAAAUGGAGAAUCUGAUAGAGCUUCGCAACAAGACGCCUGUGUGGAACGAGGAGACGUCGUCUCAUGUGCUCAACUUUAACGGCAGAGUCACACAAGCCUCUGUCAAAAACUUCCAGAUUGUUCACAGCAAAGACCAGGACUACAUAGUGAUGCAGUUUGGGAGAGUUGCAGAUGAUGCCUUCACCCUGGACUAUAACUAUCCUCUGUGUGCAGUGCAAGCUUUUGCUAUUGCCCUCUCUAGCUUUGAUGGUAAAAUCGCCUGUGAGUGACAGCUUCAACCCACAGAAACAUACUCUUCACCACUCUGCUUCUAUAUGUCUCCGAAAGGACUGAAAACCAUCAGUCCAGGAACUAUAUGAGAAUAAUGAUGAAAAGUCUGCAUUUCUUACCUGCUAUGCUCAAAUAAUUAAGUCUAGGGAAAUCUUAGGUGGCACACUUUCUAAAGGUUGUUUUCAAGAGAUUUUGACAGGAAGGAAAGUGCAGGGGUUUUUCUGUUAAAUGUGAAAGAUAUGAGACCCAGGUCAGAAUAAUAAGACACAGGUCAUUUAAUAUGUUUUAAUGGGAUAUUUCUGAGAGUAGGAAUGUGUGAAGAAGUAUGAUAUGAGUCUUUGGAUGUAUCAGGAAACUGCAUGCUAUAGAUAGUUAUUUUAAUAAUGCACAUUUCUAAAGUAUAACUUAGUCAUAUUAGAGAAUUGAGAAUUAAUGUUUGCCUUUUCAAGUCUUGAGUGUUGAUUUAAUUGAAAUAUGAUUGAUUUAAUUUCAUCUUGUCAAAUUGUCAAUUUUGAUAUUAUGUGCAUUAUCUGUGUUUGUUGUCUUUGUUUUUCUUUUUGCACAUCCUCCAAUAGAUCUCAUUAUAUCCAUAAAUAUUUUCCAUAUUGUAGGACUGAACUUGUUUUUGUGUGUUGAUGGCCUUUUUAAUGUUUUACUAUAUCAUCAUUGGUUUAUGGUCAUUUGUAUGAGAUUUAGAACAUUAAUGAGACAUCAUAUUCCAUAAAAUAUUUCUCUGUGAAGCUUA